Molecule: messenger RNA, 1350 nt
Organism: Phytomonas sp. EM1
Lineage: Eukaryota; Euglenozoa; Kinetoplastea; Trypanosomatida; Trypanosomatidae
Source: the annotation of a GenBank genome assembly
AUGCGGCGUACGUUGGCCCGUUUUCUUCUCAAUGUCUCGAAUGAAAGUCCUUCUUUCCGGGCGAAGCCGGGCAUGUCUCAUCCCCUCCUAGAGGCCUCCAUCAGCCCUUACAAGGAGCAGUUCAAGGAGUACUGGUCCACCCCAGUCCCCUUCGCCGAUCGCGAGUACGGGGAAAAGCCAAAGCUAGGCGAGCCCGUUCCCACCCGCCGCGCCGCCACGGCGGUGGUGGUUGCCAAAAACCGACAUAUCGACCCCGAAACCGUGCAAGCCGGGGGGGAUAACGACUACAAGAUUCUGAUGCUCUUCCGAGAAAGCAAAUUGCGUUUAGCGAAGGACCAGUUCGUCCUGCCCUCCUUCCCGGUAUCCAUUGAGGAUAGUAACGAGGACUGGCAGAAGAUUCUGCGGCGGCGCGGCGUCACCUCGCAUUGGCCGGAUCUGGCGCAUCGCCUCACCGCGAUGCGGGCGUUAUUCACCUUCACCAACCUCUUAGUAAUCCCGAAAGAGGGGGGUGGAUUAGCGGAGGUUGAGGGUCCCCCAGGCCCGGGGAAAUGGCAUCUGAUCGUCCAUUCGAGGCCCAAGGCGAUGAAAAAUUUGGUAGAUAUCUUGGAAUUACCCAUGGAGACGUGUCUCUCGCAGUUCCUUCCGUUUCGAAACAUCAUCACCCCGACGACGGAAACCUUUCGGUUCGACAACUUGGUCUACCUGAUUCCGUAUGAAAAGAUCCCCGACGUGCAGCACACCAUCACCACCGUGGGUGAAAAGCUGGUGUGGGUCUCGCCGAUGGAAGGGAUAGCGCGUUUUAACGCCGGAAUUAUGGAGAUGCCCGCGCCGAACGUCGUGAUUAUGUCCGAGCUCGCGAAUGAAUGCCCCACCUUCGAGGAUGUUUUGAAGCGAUCCAACCGCGCCCCGCCACGGGCGGUGCAACCGGAGCUUUACCACCACGGCCAGACGAAAGUCGCGACGGUGCUCCUCCCGGGGGAUUUGUUUCACGCCCAGACCACCGAGGAGGACCGCCGUGCGCGGUAUGUACGUCGCUUCGAGUACGAAAAAGACUACCCGUAUGGCGUGCGGGCGGUCUUUUCGGAGCGCCCCGCGACCCCAGAGGAGACGGCGGAGCCCUUGGUCAAAGAUACCCCGGCCCUGCUGGAGGAGGCGAAUGAGAACGAUCUGGCUUACGCAGAUGUGGCGUACCCCGUCCGGAAGCGAGAGGAGCUGCGCGAUGGGCAGACCCUCUACCGCGUCCCAGAGUACGCGUUUCACGAUGGGAAGGAGGACGAAGACGGGUUCAUCCCAUCCAAGGGUAAUUACAUGAAUAUUUUACCCGAAGACACCUAUUCCAAGAUGAAAUAG